This is a messenger RNA of Symbiodinium pilosum, 1278 nucleotides long. The record is from the annotation of a GenBank genome assembly. NCBI's taxonomy places the organism in Eukaryota, Dinophyceae, Suessiales, Symbiodiniaceae.
GCAAAGCUGUUUCGCCGCAUUGUUCUCUUCGUGAUUCCUGGAUACCUCUUGGUUGUGGUGGGAUGCUUAGCGUCGGGGACAGCAGUGGACAAGGCCUUUGUUGGCCAUGUCUCAUCACUGCAACUGGCAUCUAUUGGGCCCGCGUCUUCCGUCUACGAGAUGUGGACGCAAACGAUUCGGGCCAUCAACGGAGCCCAACUGGCUUUGCUGGGCAAUGUUCCAGCGGAUAUGAGCAGAGCUUCGAUUCGUGCAGUCGGAUUCGUUUACAUGACGUCUGCCGGACUGUUUGGCGGGAUCGCCGCAUUUGUCAUGGCUCCCGCAGCGGUCCGAUGGUUUGGCGCUAGUGCUGAGAUGUUCCCGUAUGCCAUGGCCUACCUGCAGGUACGAGCUUUCUUUAUGGUCAUGGGCAGGGUCCGUGACAGCUGCAAUGUGGUUUGCCUGGCAGAGAAGGAUUCUGUGACCCCCUUUGUGGCGUCAGUGAUAGCCUUUGUGACCAACGUGCUUGGAGACUUGCUCCUGUGCCCGAAAUAUGGUGCCUUUGGAGCUGCCGUGGCAACGGACGUGGCCACGUCCGUGGCUGCGGGUUUCACGUUACAGAGCUUGCGAAACUCCGGACUCUGGCCAAAGAAGUUCCCGUGUCCGGGGAGGAGAGAAAGCAGGCACUUUGCAAAGUAUGCCCUGAACCUUUUUUUAAGCGCAGUGGCGUUGUUGAUGAUUAUCAUUUCGGAGACACGCCUGGCCUCAAAGAUGGGUACCCCUUCGGGCGCCGCGCACCAGAUUCUUGAUGCGAUAUGGCGCAUCGCUGGCCUCUCAUUAAGUUUGCCAAUGGAGUGGGCAGGCCAGACCUUCCUGUCCAAAGACCUCACGGGGGCAGAGUGGAGACAUAUUGCCACGGUCAUCUCAGCCGUCUCGAUGUGCUUCUCCAUCCUGAGCGCAGGAUGUGUGUUGGCCUUCCUACGAUUUCGCGUUGACAUGUUUACGAAAGAUCCGCUUGUGCAAGCGGACGUGUUCUACAGCACGCCAAGUGUCGCGAUGUGCUCUGGGUUGAUUGUUCUUUCGCAAACCUUGAUGAGCUACCAGAUCAGUCUCGGGAAGGUGCACUUCAUUCCCAUCACCGGCGGGAUGCUCGUGGUCUUGUUUACAGCCAGCAGCUACACGCUUUACGUGUAUGGCAUGCUCAGCUUGCAGCGUAUGUGGGCCUUGAAAGCCGCUCUUCUUUGUUUCGCUGUGCUGUGGCAGUGCUGCGUGGUGUUGUAUUUCUGCCGCCGGAGAAGCUGA